Molecule: messenger RNA, 6857 nt
Organism: Nothobranchius furzeri (turquoise killifish)
Lineage: Eukaryota; Metazoa; Chordata; Actinopteri; Cyprinodontiformes; Nothobranchiidae
Source: RefSeq, a predicted model, not a curated record
AGGGCUGUCGCGGUUGAGGAAUUCCCCCUGCGGUGAUUCAGGGUGGCUUAAUAUUGCGGUGUGCGAUAUUAUUGCAGCACUUUUUUUUAUUGCAGUACUAUCUAAACAUAAUGUUUACACAUUUAAAAAAGGAUAAAAAUUGCCGUGCCUUCUUUUACAACACUUUACUGAAUGCAGAUCAAAGGGCAGUAACAACACAGAUCGCAGUAACGUUUGUUUCUCCGACAGUCGGAGUCCGACUGAACUUAAAAACAACAAAAUUCAGGAGAAGGUUAAACUUUUAAAUGCAAAUUUGGCUGCAGCGUCUAACAAAUAAGAAACAAGUCCCCGUUUUGUUUAGUUGUUUAAAAUCAAGCAUAAAAAAUUACAUGUACCGGGCGCGCGCGCGCCGGGGGGCGGACGCACUAUCAUUUCACUUUCACACACACGAAUGACGGUGAUUUAUAGCUCGGUCACGUCCUUGUUACCCACAAGGAAAACCUGCAUGUUAACCAGAUACGGUUUGAGAGAGGAUCUGAGAGGGGUGGCAACAUUUCCAGCAACACUGAAAACCCUCUUGGAUGGUGCGCUCGUUGCACUAACGCACACGUACCUGCGUGCGACUCUGGCGAGCAAAGGGAAUCUUUCCCGGUUGUUGCUCCACCAUGUCAGGGGGGUUCUUUAGGGUGGAUGCAUUCCUCCUGCAGGUAGCGAGUGAGCUCCAGCUCGGCUCAAACUCUCUUCGGGACGGUUGCAGAAGCAGUGCUUGUCCGGGACUUCAGCAGGUCUCCGAGCGUUUAUUAUUAUUUUUUUGCCGCUGGUGGCAGCUCUGUCUCGGCCAAGGACUCUGGCUGCGCAGCAGCUGACAUACUGAAAACCAAAGUGCUCCCAUAGGAGCGAAGUAACGUUUCGUUUUGAUACCAGUGCAGCCAUCCUUCUCAACAUGCAUCAUUGAGUUGAACCAAGUUCAGUAAUCGCGGUGGCCCAUGAUGCAGCGCGGUGGGUUUCUUCAUAUUGCAUAUUUCAUUUUUGCGGUUACCGCAACAGCCCUAUUGGUGAGUUCAGUAACUGUAUUUUAUUUGAUAAAAGAAAUGUUUUGUUGUAUUAUAUUGCUAAUUUCAUGUAAAUGGAAAGCCAAGGUAGCAGAUUUAUGUUGUUUAAUGUUUAAAUGGUUGAUUUCAACAUUGAAUUUGUGCUUACUCGACACACAGGCGGUAGUUCAUAGGCCUUUAACGUUUUUUUCAGUGCGCCAUGUUGGCGCCACCUCCUUGAGGACUAAAUGAGCUAAAAAAACAGACUUUUACUGAUACCUAAGGGCUAUCUGUGUGUUAUUUUUAAAUGUUUAUGCAUAUUCUAUCGUUAUGAUAGGCCAUUAAGGUUUGAACCGGGAAAUGCUGAGCUAGAACCAGAGUUGGAUUUCCUAAGCGGGAAACAAGAUGGUGAGCCACCCGCGGGACCCCCCCCCCCUUUUUUUUCCCUCCCCUAUAGAGCUCCGGGAGUUGACGUCACUUCUCCCGGCAUGAAACAGUUCAAAUUGAAACGGCGCCAUAUUGGCAGGCAGAAGCCGGCAGCUGGACUAUUUGUUAUUGUCAGAAAACUCAAUCAAACGGGAAAUAUGGUAGAUUCCUGUUGUGCCCCAGGAUGCAGAACAGACGCGGACGACAUAAGGAAUGAGCCAUCUACAGGAUUUCCCAAGAUCCGGAGCGCCGCAAACGUUGGAUCAUUGUAAUAAAACGCACUAGUGACCGGGCGAAAAUGAAGCUGUGGGAUCCCGAGAGUAAAGGUUUUCGCUUAUGCAGCGACCACUUCAUAUCAGAUGACAUCCCUGCAGAUCUGCGUGACCCCUUCUAUACAGACCAGUACGAGCAGGAACACAUCAAGCCCCCCAUCAUCCACCUGCUGCUGUCCGGAGAGCUCUACUGCCAUGUAUGUGGGCUCAUCCUUCAUGCUGAGCAGGCAGCCUCCCUCCAAAGCCACCAGUCUGUCAUCCAAGCCCUGUCCAGAAAAGGCAUCCAUGUUCUGGAGACCGAUAACAUGCCUGUGUCUGUUCUGGAUCUCAGCUCAUCUCCCAUCAAAAUGAGCUCUCACAUCCAGCUCAUUGAUGCUCUGAUGGUGGCCUACGCUGCAGAGAUGAUCAGCAUUGAGAUGGUGGUGUCUAGCGUGAAGCGCUUUUCAAAUAUCAGCGCCUCCAAGGAGCUUCCUUACACCCUGGAAGAAGCAAUGGUUUUUUGGAUCAACAAGGUUAACAUGAAGAUGAGGGAGCUCACAGAAAAAGAGAGUAAAAUGAAGCAACAUCUGUUGGAGUCACCCAGCCAUCACAAGAAGCUGUCGGAGCGGACUUCUUACCGGCACAACACCGGACCUGGCCGGGGAAACCCCUUGGGAUUCCCCCGGCCGGAGGGGCUGGGGAGAAGGUCUGGGACUCUUGACUCUACUGCCCGCUCCGACGCCAGAAGCUGUCGGAGCGGACUUCUUACCGGCACAACACCGGAUCUGACCGGGGAACCCCUUGGGAUUUACCCGGAGGAGCUGGCUCCGGCGGCUGGGGAGAGGGAAGUCACGCUACUGCCCCCGCAACCCGACUCCGGAUACGCGGAUGAAAAUGGAUGGAUGGACGGACAAAUAACAGAUUUACACGUGCGCUACCGCAGGGAUCACCUAGCAGGUCGCACUCUGCAGCAUUUCCCCCUUUUGGAAGACCUGCUGAAGGAUGUGUGUGAUGGUGCAGCUUUGCUCGCUCUGAUCCACUUUUACUGCCCGGACCUUAUUAGACUAGAAGAUAUUUGCCUGAAGGAGGUCCUCUCUAUAGCAGAAAGCAUUUACAACAUCCAACUGCUGAUGGAGUUUUCUAAUGAAUAUCUAAACAGAUGUUUCCAUCUGAAGCCUGAAGACUUGCUGUACUCUCCACCUGUUCUGAAGAAUAAUGUGAUGGUCUUCAUUGCUGAGCUUUUCUGGUGGUUUGAGAACAUGAAACCAGACUUUGUACAGCCCAGAGAUCUUCAGGAAGUCAAAGAUGUGAGGCUCAUGCUGCAGCCCAAAACCUCUCGAUCAUACUCGCCCGUUUCCAGCGUCACCAAAAGAGGUUUCUUUUCUUCGUCUAACUCGGCUGACAUCUUGACCACAACCACAAGCCCUCACCUCAGCACUAAACCAUCCUCUUUCACCUCAUCUAACUCUUUACUGCCCCUGAGACACAGACAACAGAAGCUGGCUGAGGAUGCUACUUCAGAGGUGAGAAACAGGCCAAGCUCCGUAGCACGAUCACAAGGAAAACAUCAGGACUCCAUACUGGCAUGGCCAGAGAGGAGGGCAAGACCCUUGUCCCAGCCCGUGCCCUACACUCUGCACUUUGCAAAGGAGGAUGAAGUUGACAGUAUCAGCCUGGCUCGGUCCAUUAGCAAAGACAGCUUAGCUUCUAACAUCCUGAGCAUUACUCCCAAACACAUGCUGGGGUCAGCACUGCCUCAGCACAGACUGAGUGGCCAAAGCCUCCUCAGUCACAUGCACAUAGAGGAUGAAGAGGAGGAAAUAGAGGAGGAGGAACUCGUUUCUGUUUUCCACCCCUCUGCAUUUUCUAGACAUAGAAUUGGCAGCGACAUGGAGCAGGAUGAGCUGGAAAUACAGAGUGCAACAUCACCCUCCAGGGGUUUUAGUACUUCUCGUAUUCAUGAAAGAAGCCCCUUUGCUUUGGACCACCAUGCAGACAGCUAUUAUCUGGAGCCUUUGAUGCCUGCUGUCCAAAAACGAGCCAAAGAGAAGAGCAUCACUGUGAACAAGCAGGAGGAAAGUGGUGAGGGUCACUUUAGAGGAGCAGCAGCUGCUAAGAAAGUUAUCGCAUGCAACAUACAGAGGAAACCCCUUGUGGCUGAGUCAAACCGAAGUGUGUCCACACCCAAACCCGUAAUAGAAUCAGUGCUUAGCUCUCAGUCUCCAGGCUUUUUCCUUCAUUCAUCAGGUGAACAAGAACACUGCAAUGCAUUCUUCACUGGGCUGGAACCGGAACACGACUCUGACUCGGACAUCGCAGACCUCGAGGAAGAGGAGGAGGAGGAUGAUCAGACAGAUUUGACUAAAGAGGUGGUCAGGACAGGAAGAGGGCAUUGUUUACAGGGGGAAUACAUGCCUGAAUUUGGAGACGGAGAAGGCGAGUCAGCCAAACUUAGAGAGGACUCGAAGGUGACUGAGAGGGAGGAUAAGGAAGAUGCCAGUGGGCGCUCAAGCCCAUGCCCAAGCACUGUAUCGUGGGCGAGCAGCUGUAGCGCCUCGGGUAGUAUCGGGGUCAAAAUGACCAGCUUUGCAGAGAGAAAGCUUCUUAAACUUGGUCUCCGGGAGGGAUACUCGAGUACCAGCAGCUCCCAAAAGACCACGCCAGAUGGCUCGGAGACUGCCCCUCAAUGGUUAGGAAAAGAAUCUACUAGCGUGGUUUUGGAGAAGAAUAUUAUGGUUAGUCCUUCAGUUGUGCCUUCAGAGCUGCUUCAACUUCACAUGCAGCUGGAAGAGCAGAGGCGUGCAAUAGAGUACCAGAAGAAGAAGAUGGAGGCCCUGUCAGCCAGGCAGAGACUGAAGCUGGGGAAAGCUGCAUUCUUGAACAUUGUUAAGAAGGGCGAUGGGAAGAGUGACACGCUUCCUUUACCCCUGAAGCAUUCCCAGGAGUCCUCUGGACUGUCAGCUGCCAACAGGAGGAAAAUUAAGAUCCAUUCCUGCAAGGACGAUUCUUGUCUCGAUGCUCUUAAAGGUCGAACAGAGGGACGACUGGUCAGCAGAGACAACAAGGGGAGCACCUUGUCCCAGGAUAAUAGCUCAGAACCUGACGUAAACGAGUGUUCUCGUUCUAUCGAUCUGCUCAAUCAAGCUAUUAGUUCUAUUCAGCAACAGAUGAUGCAGCUCUCCUUCCAGCAAGACCUGUUGAUGAAGCAGAAUGUGGUCUCACCCCCUGAGCCUGAACAGUCAGGCCAAAGCACAGCCCCUGACACCGCACAAACAACAACAUCCUCUACCUCAGAUUCCAGGUCAUUUGCAGUUCACUUUGUUGAUAUCAGCGGCAGCAGUUCUCUGCCUGUUCGGCGUCCUCCCAAGCUCAGCUCCAGCCAACGCAGCAAAGCAGCAGAACGGAAAAAGAGCAAAACGGCUUCAAUCCAGUCCACCAUCUCCUUCUCAGACUGCAUGCCUUCGUCAACUGAAUGUACCGACGGAGAACAGGACACAGGGAGUCCUGCUGAGAGCUCCAAAAGUGAGAGAAGCAUCCAUAGGAAUGCCACCUUCAGAGUCCAUGAAGGCAGCAGAGAGGGAGGUGAUCUUUGCUCAGGCAAGCCAAAGUCACAGGAUCCACCGGUGAUCUCCAAAAUAUCUGAAUAUUCAUCGCAGGAUGUAGAAGAAGAGCAAAUAAACGUGGUUGACUCAAGCAGAGAGCUAGUCAGUGGGGAUGAGAGUACCCGGCUCAAGGGUCAGCUGAUUGAGGUUGACUUGUCAGAGCUAAAAGGUUCAGUAGAUGAUGGCAGCACAGACGUUAGAGACAGCACAGCAGAUGUCGAGCAGAAGAAUGUGUUGGGUUUCUUCUUCAAGGAUGAUGAGAAGGCAGAGGACGAAAUGGCAAAACGCCGUGCCGCCUUCCUCCUCAAACAGCAGCGCAAAGCUGAAGAGGCGAGACUUCGCAAACAGCAGCAGGAAGUAGAGAGCGAGCUCAAGCGUGACGAGGCUCGACGAAAAGCAGAGGAGGAGCGAGUUCGUAAGGAGGAAGAGAAGGCACGCCGAGAGCUAAUUAAACAAGAAUACCUGCAGAGGAAGCAGCAAGCCCUCAUGGAGGAACAGGGUCUCAUCAAACCUCGCACAAGGACUAGACCCCGCAGGAACAGACCCAAGUCACUGCACCGGGAAGACUCCAGCAGCCUCCCCAAAGGAUCCACCACACGCGAUUCUUUGAAGGUGUCCUUGUUAAUCAAAGCCCAGAGUUCAGCAGCAGGCUGCAGGGGAGCUGAUAUGAGUUUCAGUCAUCGAGGAUCAACGCUCUCUUUGGUGACUGACGCAGACAGCGUCAUAUCUGGUGGGGCGGAGUCAAACAGGGCUGCAUCUGUGUGCUCUAUGGACUCAUUUCCUGUGCUGAGCAGAACGUCCAGCAGGAACAUGGAGCGGGACUGGGAGAACGGCUCAAUAGCCUCGUCCAUCACGUCAACUGAGUAUAAUGGUCCUAAACUCUUCAAGGAGCCGAGCUCUAAAUCCAACAAGCCAAUAAUCAUUAACGCCAUCGCCCACUGCUGCCUUGCUGGAAAAGUCAAUGAAGUCCAGAAGAAUGUUGUCCUUGAGGAGUUGGAAAAGUGUGAAUCCAACCACCUGAUCAUCCUCUUCCGAGACGGUGGCUGCCAAUUCCGCGCCAUUUACUCUUACUCACCGGACACCGAGGAGAUCGUCAAGUUCACAGGCACAGGCCCACGCACCAUCGGUCGGAAGAUGAUUGACAAGCUUUACAAGUACAACUCAGACCGCAAGCAGUUCACAGUCAUUCCCGCUAAGAGUGUCUCCGUUAGCGUGGACGCUCUGACCAUCCACAAUCACCUGUGGCAGGUCAGGAGACCGGGGAGUGCCCGGAGGAAGUGAGCAACAUGUGACAAGUGUACCAGUUUGUGUUAUUUAAGCUACUGUUGGGCAGGACCCGAAAAUCUUAGAGAAGACCGAUCUUUUAUUAGAAUGGGGGUUUAAUUGUCUGUGGCUGUGUGAAUAUUUGGUAUAAAACACCUACAGACAGUCAUUACAUUCUGUCACAAUUUAAUUCUGCACGUCAGACUUCAGUACUUUCAUUCGUAGGUGUUUCCUACAUCAGUUAAACACUUCUGAUAAUCAUUUUUGUUUUGUUUUGUAGCAUCAAAGAGAAGCUAAACCCUGGA